This is a messenger RNA of Acanthopagrus latus (yellowfin seabream), 843 nucleotides long. It is a transcript of the gene ndufb9, whose product is annotated as NADH:ubiquinone oxidoreductase subunit B9. NCBI's taxonomy places the organism in Eukaryota, Metazoa, Chordata, Actinopteri, Spariformes, Sparidae. Gene Ontology annotation, biological process: mitochondrial electron transport, NADH to ubiquinone. The transcript has 4 exons. Bases 69 to 596 code for a protein of 175 amino acids. The record is from RefSeq and is a predicted model, not a curated record.
GUCCAACCGCAUAUACGUCCCAGAAUCCUCCGCGCUGCUCGGCGAGAAGGUGACAGGGGACGGCGAAAAUGGCCUCUGCCUUUCUAACUCACCAGCAGAAAGUGCUGCGGCUGUACAAGAAAUCACUGAGACACCUCGAGUCGUGGUGCAUCUUUAGAGACAAAUACCGGUUCUACGCCUGCAUGCUGCGGGCUCGCUUCGAUGAGAACAAGGAUGAGAAGGACAUGAUGAAGGCCACCAUGAUGCUGAAGGCGGGAGAGGAGGAGUUCUGGGCCAACCAACAUCCUCAGCCCUACACCUUCCCCGACUCUCCUGGAGGGACCUCAUACGAGAGAUACGAGUGCUACAGGGUUCCAGAGUGGGUGCUGGAUCACUGGCACCCUUCUGAGAAGGCCAUGUACCCUGACUACUUCUCCAAGAGAGAGCAGUGGAAGAAACUGAGGUUGCAGAGCUGGGACAAAGAGGUGGCCCAGCUGGAGGCUGAGACUGGACCAGACGGCCCCAAGACCGAAGCCCUCCCUCCUGCACGCAAGGAGGGCGACCUCCCCCCUCUGUGGUGGCAGUACGUCACCCGCCCCAGGGAGCGCCCCACAUAGACACCCUGCUGGGAAACUAUCCAACCACACAACAAGAGCACGGAGCCCCGCUGACCUCUUACUGAUCCAUCUGUCUGUAAAGAAUGUUGUAUUAGAGUCGAUUGUGAGGAGGUUCACCUGCGCAGGUAACAUGACUGAGAACGCAACCUGCCCGAGUUCACACUGAUUCAUCUGUAGUCAGUUUGAGGAGUUGUGUAGAUGAAUCACUAUGACCUGUAAUUGUUCCAAUAAAUAAUGUAUGAUGACA